Messenger RNA from Dama dama (fallow deer), 394 nucleotides. Its product is annotated as cAMP-regulated phosphoprotein 19-like. The coding region runs from base 49 to 387 and encodes 112 amino acids. Gene Ontology annotation, cellular component: cytoplasm. Gene Ontology annotation, molecular function: protein phosphatase inhibitor activity. The record is from RefSeq and is a predicted model, not a curated record. The transcript has a single exon. Lineage: Eukaryota; Metazoa; Chordata; Mammalia; Artiodactyla; Cervidae.
AGAAAGUGAGUCACGCAGAGCUGGAGAAGCGGAGGAAGAGGGAGCAGUAUGUCUGCAGAAGUCCCCGAGGCAGCCUCCGCGGAGGAGCAGAAGGAAAUGGAAGAUAAAGUGACUAGCCCAGAGAAAGCUGAAGAAGCAAAAUUAAAAGCAAGGUAUCCUCAUCUGGGACAAAAGCCUGAAGGUUCCGAUUUUUUAAGGAAACGAUUGCAGAAAGGGCAAAAAUAUUUUGAUUCUGGGGAUUACAACAUGGCUAAAGCAAAGAUGAAGAACAAGCAACUUCCUACUGCAACCCCGGAUAAGACAGAGGUCACUGGUGACCACAUUCCCACUCCACAGGACCUUCCUCAACGGAAACCAUCUCUUGUUGCUAGCAAACUGGCUGGCUGAUUAAAAA